Hymenoscyphus albidus is the source of this 6188-nucleotide messenger RNA. Lineage: Eukaryota; Fungi; Ascomycota; Leotiomycetes; Helotiales; Helotiaceae. The record is from the annotation of a GenBank genome assembly.
GUCAUCUUAAGAUUAUAAGAUACGUGUCGUCUGGACUGGGAUAUCUUGUAUUUGGCAACAAGCGCAUUUUACUCUGCUAGGAACGGGGAGUUUUGGUGACAGCCAUGGACAAGUAUAUCCUCCUCUUCCAGUAGAGUUUAGAAGUGUAUACUAAGCCUCAGAUAGCGCCCCACGGAACAUUCGCCGGAAGGCCCUAGAGAAAAUCGCGGCUCUCUCAGCUACGUCAUCUACAACUUCUUUCGAGGAUUCAGACUUGCAGCGACUUGCGAGAGGAUGUCUGGGAGAGAAAAACGCUAACGGGGUGUCGAGAGGCCGAGAUGGGGGUUCUUUGGCUAGCUCUCCUAUGGUACAACCACACGCAUCUCUCCACACCUCUUAUAGGGUAAACUGAUCAGAAAUAGAGCAUACGCGAAUUUGAGGUCCUACUGGCAUUGUGCAAAGCAGCACCGCUACUCCAAAGCUUCCAGAGUGCAGAGAAAUUGAUGGAACAGCUCUCCCCGUAUAUUUUGGAGGCGCAUACCCAAGUUUUCAGCCCAUCCCCCUAUUUCCGCGAUAUUGAACCGUCGCCUAUUGAAGCGCUAAGCAACAAUCUCACCACCGCACUUCUGACAAUAGGUAUCAACCACGAACGUCUAAGAAAACCAAUCUCCGAGAGAUUAUGGUCAUACCUACGACAUUGUGUAGAUGCAGCCAAAGCGGCUUCCCAAGCUCCAAGCCCAGUCUCGGAUGAUGGAAGUGUUACUGAAGUGGAAGACGCUAUUAAAGUUGCUACAAUCACAAUCACUGUGCUAGGCUUUCUUGAUGCUGCGGCUACAUAUGCUCAUUUUUGGACCGCUGAAGAAAGGCUACUUUUGGUGCAGCGUGUUAAGUUGCUUCUUUCCGAGGAAUUUCUGGUGGCAGUUGAGACGGCGUUUUCGACAAUCCGAAACUCGUCAAUUGUCCAUAGCCACCCGAAAGAAUGGAAACGGUAUGUCCGUCAUUAUGCGGCUAUUGGACGUCCUCUCGGGGCCAUGCUUCUUCAACAGAGCUUCAUGUGGCUUCUUGUUGCCACGUCCUCAUUGCUAGUAUCUGAUGCAACGCAACUUCGGAACAAUGAUAUUCUUGAUAUACACAUGUCAAAAAGGGUUGGACUUGCUCUGGGCAUCAACUAUCUCGAGGAAGUUGAUUUUGACACUAUCGAGAUAAUAGCUGAUCUGGCUUCCGAUGAGAUGAGUCUUCUCGAAGAUGGGGCAGAUUAUCUUCGGAUAGGAUCCACUUGGCAACAACGACUCGCCUUUUCUGUAAAAGCUGGUGCACUUACUACUUACCUGAAUUGCGUAUUGUUAAAUCAGGACGCGGCUGAGCCCGAAGCUCUUAUGGCAUGGCUUGAAAGUACCCUUGCUGAUCCUGCACAAAUGACUGACGAGACUCUGGCAAGCGUCACAUUACGCUCAAUGGCCUUGAUAUCAAAGAUUUCUCCUGAUUUUGCACCCAAUGUCAGCCGCCUAUUGCCACGUUUCAUCGUACAAGGCAACCCUCGAGGCAACACCAUUCCUCUGGCAUCCAAGUGUCUCGCUUAUGUCUUGCAACUCUUAUCACAAGACGCCAUCAUUACUACCCUGUACACGUUUGGCAACGUUCUCAGUUCUGGAUCUAGCGCUGAGCGUCCUGUCGCAGGUGCUAACGGGGAGUUCUCAAUGGAUGGAGCAAACAGUUCCUCCUUUUACAAUGGGAAGCAUUCCACUGGUAGCAGCAUCUCAUUGCCAGCAAGCGGCGAAGAAGAGAACUCGUAUGUGUACAAUAACGUCGUUCAAGCGGUCUGUGGUAUUGCCAGCACUUGUGAAGACCCGAAGAUCACUGCAUUGGCUCAAUCGAUGCUCUUGCAAAAAAUUGGCAAAGUCAACAGAUCCACCGACGCUCGCAUUGUUAAGCAAUCAGCGGCACUGGCUCUAAGUGGUGGAGCACUUGAGUUCCGGACCCUGUUGAAACUAUACGCCAGGAUUGGCCAGGAAAGUGUGCUUCAUAACGAUGAGAUUUUGCUCGAUGCUGUUAGUAAUAAGUCGAAGUCAGUCUAUAAUGAUGCUAACAAAUUUGCAGGUAAUGAAAGCUCUCAAUUUUCUCUCGUCAAAUCUACGUAAAGACACGCCAUUGUAUGAUAUCUACCUUGAGGAUAUCCUUGAAUCAAUUAUCAGUAAAGGUGAUGUGCAUCAAGCUCAAAGCACUCGAGAGGCAGACGUAGAGGUGGCUGCGCGAGAUAUUGGUCAGCUCUUGCAACCCUUGGCGAUAUUGAUGUCGACAAACAACUUCAUAUCUGAUGAGUCUAUCGGGGAAGAGACACUUUCUCUAUUCCGAGAUGCAUGGUUCAACAUUGCCGUUCAUGGUUUCGCUACGAACACAGAGAGGGGAAAGAAAUAUCUCAACGAGUUGCGUAUCAUGGCAAUUCAUUCUAGGCCACUUGUUGGAGAACAGAAAGGCGAGCAAAUCGAAAGCGACAUAGAAUUGAAUUCUGUUCUCCGUCGUGGAAUGAGCAACGAGCAUGAGGCUGCCCAAAAAAAGCGACUCUGUGCGCUACUCCCGUCCAAGGCAUCCGAUAUUCGAAGCUUGAGUUACCGAAAAGUCAUAUUUCUACAAGCAGCAUAUCUCGUUGAAACCUUGCGGGCUGACUCUGGCGACUGCUCUAAAGCAUUAACUUACUUCAUGGAACCUAGUAUGCGGAAGGGCGAUAUGAGUAGCACCAUGGAAGGGAUAACUACCGCUGUCAUGGAUGCCUACCUCAAGAAGGCUUUGACUGGCACCAAUCCAACAUUUUCCGCACCUUAUGCUGCGAAGCAGCUUGCUCUUAUCUUUAAUGGUUGCUGUUACCGCAUUGAACGAGUUCAACAGGCUGCUCUAGCCUGCGCUGAUCGACUCAUCCAUGAAGUUCCAUCCGCCCUUUCUGAAAAGUCCUCUCUGUUUGCGUUGAUAGAAUUACUAUCACUUAUGUGGUCGAGCUGUUUAGACGCCGAAACCGAUGAGUACGAAUGGAAGUCGGCAUUUACUUCUGUUCGAGGCAAGGUUUCAAUCGAACUUUCAGAUGAUUACGCUCUUCGUCGACGAACCCUGAAUAAUCUUCACAGAAAGGCCAAACAAUGGGUGUCUUCAGUCAUUAGUAUUGCUCCCUUGGAUGUGAAGGGUCUUUUGCAAACGUACCUUUCCGAGUACGAUGACGACGGGGCAUAUGGACACAUUUCUUUGGGGCGGUCUUUUGCAAACGAAAUGGGUUCGCUCAUUCCAAGUACCGAUCAGAGGCUCAAUGCGAUUGAUCGCCAUGGAGAUAUCAACAUCAACACUGCAUCAGACUUCAUCGCUCAGUAUACAACUCGACAAGAAUACCGGUAUGCCGAAGCACUUCCUGAUCGUGAUGCCGAAUGGCUCCAUGUUAUGCAUCUUGGAGACCGUAGAGGGUCAAUCAAACAAGCGCCCGGUAAAGAUGGGGAGGAUGCCGUGACAGUUCUUGCUCACAUUGAACAAAGAACACUCAAAAGAAAGCUUUUACCUAUUGGCGAACUCCGGGAUAUUCUUCGCAGAGCCGCUGCAUUACUCUGUCGCAGUAAGACAGACGAAUGCGCCAUCGUCCACCAUCUCGUCGCAAUACCAUUUGGUGUUUUUACUAAGCAAUCCAUCCAACUUGGCAUAUCCCUUUGGCUUGGUGUGAUCAACGAGAAUCCUCGAAUGGAGCCGAGAAUAUUGAUGGAAAUCGCUCAGCAAUGGGAAUUGACUAUUCAUCGGCGAAUUGGAGUGUUUAACUCCGAUUUUCUGUAAGUUGUAGCCUGUCACCAGCAAUAGAACGUUCACUAAUGUGAGAAGCCACCCCGAUCCCUUCUAUGUAAAAGGAGAGUUCGCCCCUAGCGAUAGAGCAGCCUUGUCGAAACGACAACAAGUAGCUCAUAAUCUACUACAACCUCACAUGCGACUAUUGCAAUUUCUGGGCAGCCACUUCAAUGCCUCUCGCUUGGGAAACCCCCAUGCCGAGAAAGCCUUUGUACGCCUUGUGAAUGUUACCUUGGAUGCCCUAAAGCAAUCUACGGGACACCCGCUCUCCCGAGAAAUCCGAUUCCAUCUCGUCCUAUUUUCACUCAAGGUUAUGAGGCAUGCUACUGCACUCGACUUCAAAUCUAGAUGCCAACUCAAAGAUAAGAUUCUGUCCGCAGCUCUUACCUGGUUUAGUUUUAGACCUCAGUGGUCGUUUGGAGGGAACAGAGUACAGUUGAAAGCCGAAACUCGAUUGAUGGCAGAUGUUUCAGUUGCGUUGAAAAAUGUGCAAAUGGUUACGCAGGCACAUACACCUCUUUUGAAACUCAUUCAAGCCAAGGAGAGUUUACUUCAAGUUUUGAUGGAAACUGAGCAUGUCAGACUCAAUGUUUGGCUAUACCCCUUGGGCGAGCCGCGAGAUGUUCAUGGGCCAGUUCAAUUAAAGGGACCAACAGAGGCUUCCCUCCUUGGUCUCAUCAGAACAGCAUGGAAUGAGAAUCCAUCCCUGGCAAUCCAAUUAGUAACGAGAUUUCCAUCUGCUCGGCUCCACCAACAAAUCAGAUGGUUAUUGCUUAAUUUUCCCGACAAAGCAAUCGAUGAACCCGAAGCUAUACAGAUACUUCUUGGCGAGUCUCUACCGUCCGAUGUCUCCUUCCAACUGAAGUAUUUGCUUUACUGGGCACCUGUCAACGCAAUUACUGCUGCUACACUGUUUCUUCCAGCUUACCGAAAUCAUCCCUUCAUCUUGCAAUAUGCCAUGCGAGCUCUCGAGAGUCACCCAGUUGAUGUAACUUUCUUUUUCGUGCCCCAGAUUGUGCAAACUCUUCGAUAUGACGCUUUGGGUUAUGUAGAGAGAUACAUCAUCGAGACCGCGAAGUUCUCCCAGCUUUUCGCACACCAAAUUAUCUGGAACAUGAAAGCAAACGCCUUCAAAGACGACGAUUCGCUAAUUGUAAGUGCCACUUGUCAGUUUUCAAAAAUCCAAUACUAAUAACACCCAGCCCGAUGUCGUCAAGCCCACUCUCGACAAAGUCACGAACAGAAUGAUUACAGAAUUUUCUCCAGUUGACAAGGACUUCUACGAACGAGAAUUCUCCUUCUUCGACGAGGUGACGAGCAUAUCUGGCAAACUAAAACCUUUCAUAAAGCGCCCCAAGCCUGAGAAGAAGCAGAAGAUUGAAGAAGAACUUCGAAAGAUCAAGGUCGAAGUAGGCGUAUACUUGCCAAGUAACCCUGAUGGAGUAGUCAUUGGUAUUGAUCGAAAAUCUGGCAAACCCCUACAAAGUCACGCAAAGGCACCUUACAUGGCAACAUUCAGAAUCAAGAAGAACAAAGGCGACAUGGAAAAUACCGAUGAUAUGCUCGAAGAGACGAACAAGAAUGGAGGCGCUGUACCAGUUGACAACACAAUUGAGAUAUGGCAAUCUGCAAUCUUUAAAGUCGGAGACGAUUGUCGUCAGGAUAUGUUGGCUCUUCAGAUAAUUGCCGCCUUCCGAGGAAUUUUCAACAACGUUGGCCUCGACGUAUACGUCUUCCCAUAUCGUGUCACUGCUACUGCCCCGGGAUGUGGUGUCAUUGAUGUUCUGCCAAAUUCCAUCUCUCGAGAUAUGGUUGGCCGAGAAGCUGUCAACGGCCUUUACGAUUAUUUUGUUUCUAAAUAUGGCAAUGAGGACUCAUUACGAUUCCAAGAGGCACGAAGCAACUUUGUCAAAAGUAUGGCUGCUUACUCGAUUAUCUCUUUCUUGUUACAAUUCAAAGAUCGACAUAACGGAAAUAUCAUGAUUGAUGAUGCUGGUCACAUAUUGCACAUCGAUUUUGGAUUCUGCUUCGAUAUUGCUCCCGGUGGAGUGAAGUUCGAGAGAGCACCUUUCAAGCUUACUACAGAGAUGGUUGCUGUCAUGGGAGGAAGCACAGAUCAUCAAUCCUUCAAAUGGUUUGAAGAACUGUGUGUCAAGGCUUUCCUCGCUUCUCGCCAGUACACCGAAAAGCUUUCCCAGCUCGUCUUGUUGAUGAUGGAUUCAGGUCUUCCAUGUUUUAAACCCGAGACCAUUCAACAUUUCAAGGAGAGAUUUGUGCCGGACAAGAGUGAAAGAGAGGCGGCGGACUUCAUGAGAGGUUUGAUUAAGAGGAGUCAAUCGAGCUAUUCGACUGGUGUUUAUGAUCAGUUCCAGCUUCUGACUAACGGUAUUCCUUACUAA